AUGCUGGCCAUUCGACCCCAAGAUACGACCCCAGUCGCUGGCUCGGCGGCUGUUGAAGGCACGGCUGAGGUCGACAGGCUGUUGCUCCAGCUCGAGCAGAAUCUGGAGUCCGCUAAACUGUCCCUGCAACUAAAGGGCAUCUCCGUACUAUCAAAAUAUGGCAUGGACCGAGAAGCCAAUCCUGCAUCCCGCGAAGCACUACGAUGUCUCGCAAAUGCAUUUCUCCUCAAUGAACCAUCCCGACAGAUCUUCGUCGAUCUUGGCUACGCACCCAAAGCCGCCGACCGGCUAAAAGUCGACAAUCGAGACGACGAAUUCCUCAUUUCACGCAUCCUCUUCCUCCUAACCUACAACACCAGAAUCGACUUCGAAAUCCUGGUGAACGACCACAAACUCGCCGACAGCAUCAACCUCCACAUCCUUCGACAUGCCAAGAACUUCUCCAAAACCGGCCGCAGGAAAUCCACCACCUCCCCCCUCCAAGAUAUGGCCAUGGUCGAGACCUUGAAACUCAUGUUCAACAUCACCUACUACUACCCCGACCUGAUCCCACGAUUCACCCCCUCCGUCGAACCCCUCAUCAACAUCAUCCUCCACCACCCGCUCCCAUCACCACCCCUCCAACCACCAAUCACCUACCUCCUCAACGCCCUCCUCAACCUCGACCUCCCGGCGUCCGAAAAGAAAACCCGCAUCGGCCCCGAAGCUCGCUCAAGCCCGCUUUUCCCCUACUCCAACCCGGAAUCCGUCGUCGACCGCCUCGUCACCAUCCUCUCCACAGCCAUCACCAAGCAACCCGAGCGCGAACUCGACCAAGCCGCCGCCCCCCUCUGCACCCUCCUCCGCCGCAUGUACGACCUCGCCACCCCGCAAAUGAAAUCCUGGAUGCGCUGGCUCCUGCUCCCCAACCCCAAAGACCGCGACAGACCCCUCGGUCAAGGCGAGACCCUCUCAGCGCGGCUCCUCCGCCUCUCCACCUCCCCGAACCUGCCCACCCUCCGCGAAAACAUCUCCGGCCUCCUCUUCGAACUCAGCGAAAAAGACGCCACCAAGUUCGUCAAGAACAUCGGCUACGGCUUCGCAUCGGGCUUCCUCAUGAGCCACAACAUCGAAAUCCCCUCCAACGCCCUCGAAGCCAGCAGUAUCUCCAGCGGGGAGGACGCCGAGCCCGGCGCGGACGUGAAUCCCAUCACGGGACAGAGAUACUCCGCCGAAGACCGCGAGGGCCCCCAAGUUGAAAUGACCGAAGAGGAGAAAGAGCGCGAGGCUGAGAGAUUGUUCGUAUUAUUUGAGCGGUUGAGAGCGACAGGGGUGGUGGAUGUGAAAAAUCCCGUACAGCAGGCGAUUGAUGAUGGGAGGUUUGAGGAGUUGGAUUGA
Messenger RNA from Zasmidium cellare ATCC 36951, 1377 nucleotides. RefSeq lists its product as uncharacterized. NCBI's taxonomy places the organism in Eukaryota, Fungi, Ascomycota, Dothideomycetes, Mycosphaerellales, Mycosphaerellaceae. The record is from RefSeq and is a predicted model, not a curated record. Gene Ontology annotation, biological process: G protein-coupled receptor signaling pathway. Gene Ontology annotation, cellular component: cytoplasm. The transcript is spliced from 4 exons. The coding region runs from base 1 to 1377 and encodes 458 amino acids. Gene Ontology annotation, molecular function: G-protein alpha-subunit binding; guanyl-nucleotide exchange factor activity.